GGAAGCAGUACCGGGGCCUGGGUAUUAGGUUCUCCCACAAUUCUCUGCGCCCUUCCUUUCCGACCUGGUCCCCGGCAGGAUGGCUCCCGCGAAGAAAGGUGGAGAGAAAAAAAAGGGACGUUCCGCCAUCAACGAGGUGGUGACCAGGGAGUAUACCAUCAACAUUCACAAGAGGAUUCAUGGAGUAGGCUUCAAAAAGCGAGCUCCCCGGGCUCUGAAGGAAAUUCGCAAAUUUGCCAUGAAAGAAAUGGGAACUCCAGAUGUACGCAUUGACACCAGACUCAACAAAGCUGUUUGGGCCAAAGGAAUAAGGAAUGUCCCAUACCGUAUCCGAGUGCGUUUGUCCAGGAAACGCAAUGAGGAUGAAGAUUCACCUAACAAGCUGUAUACCUUGGUUACUUAUGUACCUGUCACCACUUUCAAAAGCUUACAGACAGUCAAUGUGGAUGAAAACUAAAUUGAACUUCGUUUAAAUAAAGUUAUAAAAUGUCAACUAGUA
Molecule: messenger RNA, 499 nt
Organism: Trichosurus vulpecula (common brushtail)
Lineage: Eukaryota; Metazoa; Chordata; Mammalia; Diprotodontia; Phalangeridae
Gene: RPL31
Product: ribosomal protein L31
Exons: 5
Coding region: 80-457 (125 amino acids)
Biological process (GO): cytoplasmic translation
Cellular component (GO): ribosome; cytosolic large ribosomal subunit
Molecular function (GO): structural constituent of ribosome
Source: RefSeq, a predicted model, not a curated record